AUGUGGCUAAAUCUCAUAAUUAUUCUGCAGGAAAAACUUUUAAAGGAAAUGAAUACUUUAUGGGAACGUUUCCAGGAAUUGAAAAACAAUGUGACACAGGAAAUUAAAAAGGCGCAUUCAUUCACGGAAUAUGUGUCCAUAAGGGAGUUGAUGAUAAAAGCUCAGUACCAGAAGUUGCAUAUACUUCUCUAUGAGGAGGAGCAACUGCAGCUGCAGGCCCUGCACAGAGAAGCACAGGAGAUUUCCCAGCAGCUCAAGGACAGUGAGAUGAGAAUGACACAACAGAAACACCAGGUGAAAGAAACAUACAGAGAGCUGGCUGAGGCAUGCCGGAAGCCUGACCUGGAGUUACUGCAGGAUAUGGGGAGUGUAUUAGAAAGAGCAGAACUGGUACAGACACUCAAUCCCCAGCGGGUUAACCCAGAGCUGACAUUAUGGCACAUCACUGGACUCACAGAGAUGCUAUACAACUUCAAAGUGGAUCAUGGUCUGAAGAAGGAAGUGGCCCACAGCUACUUAAGGCUCCCUGAGGACCUCAGAAGUGCAAUAGUUGGAGAAGGACAUCGCAGUGUCCCCAGCCAUUCCCAGAGAGCAGAGAGCUUUGCUGUGUGGGGUGCUCAGACCUUCACCUCUGGCAAGCAUUACUGGGAGGUGGAUGUGUCAUCCUCUUCCAAUUGGAUUUUGGGAGUCUGUUAUGAUUCCAGCACAAGUGAUACCAGUGACAUUCUUAAUCUCGAAGAAGCAUUUCUCCUGGCCUCCCUGAAGAGUAACAACCAUUACGUCCUUUCCACCAGUGUUCCACCCUUAACUCACUAUGUGAAAAUGCCCCUGAGUAGUGUUGGGGUGUUUCUGGAUUGUGACCAUGGAACAGUGAGUUUCUAUGACGCUGACAUAGGUUCCCUCAUACAUUGUAAUGUUCCAACCCACUUUACUUCUCCUCUGAACCCCUUUUUGUGCCUUUGCCCCCAUGAAAUGUCUUUAUGA
Molecule: messenger RNA, 984 nt
Organism: Lepus europaeus (European hare)
Lineage: Eukaryota; Metazoa; Chordata; Mammalia; Lagomorpha; Leporidae
Product: tripartite motif-containing protein 64-like
Exons: 5
Coding region: 1-984 (327 amino acids)
Molecular function (GO): protein binding
Source: RefSeq, a predicted model, not a curated record